CACGCCCAUGAAGAGGCGAGCCCAUGUCAACGUGAACAAGGCGGUCCCACCUCUGAGUACGCGCUGCAAGCGUUCUCCAAUUUCUCGCUCUCGACGGACGUCGAGUCGAUGGUGGUCAUGACCGUGAUCGUAUGCGACGUCCGGAAAGGCCACUCGGCGCCGUUCCACCGGUACCAAACACACUCGACCGUGUCAGCCUUCGACCCGACAAACCGAGCUGCAGCUCGGUUUAUCCGGUCGAAUGAAUUUGACACCCACAUGCAUUACGUCGACGACUACGUCGCUUAG
Aphanomyces astaci is the source of this 288-nucleotide messenger RNA. RefSeq lists its product as hypothetical. NCBI's taxonomy places the organism in Eukaryota, Oomycota, Saprolegniomycetes, Saprolegniales, Verrucalvaceae. The transcript is spliced from 3 exons. The annotation marks the transcript as partial. The record is from RefSeq and is a predicted model, not a curated record.